This is a messenger RNA of Candida albicans SC5314, 1734 nucleotides long. RefSeq lists its product as uncharacterized. The record is from RefSeq and is a predicted model, not a curated record. The coding region runs from base 1 to 1734 and encodes 577 amino acids. Gene Ontology annotation, molecular function: DNA binding; transcription regulator activity. The transcript has a single exon. Gene Ontology annotation, cellular component: SBF transcription complex; MBF transcription complex. NCBI's taxonomy places the organism in Eukaryota, Fungi, Ascomycota, Pichiomycetes, Serinales, Debaryomycetaceae.
AUGAAAAUUAUGAUGAUACCUACCCAUCACCAGACUUAUAACAUCAAUACACACCAACCUCCACAGCAACACCAAUAUUUACCACCACCAGGAACACUGUAUACAUCUCCACGAGCACCACAAUCCAUUCAGUUACCUCCCAUUCAAUCAUUUACUAAAUCGCAGGCAGUAUUUCCUCAAUCGGUACGCGACUCCGCUCCUGCUGCAAAUUUCAAUCGAUACGGGUCAGAUUCAGCAGGGAUAUAUACAAUAUACUCCUCAGUUUCACCAGAAAACUUGCCCCAAAAUACAGGACAAUUUCAAUUAAACCAACAAUUUAUAAAUUCUCCACAUUUUUUGGCAGAGCCUGUCAGAAACGUACCAAACUUUACAUUUCCUGCCACGACUCCCACAAUUUCUAAAACUGAAAAGGUAAUUAAUUUCAAUUCACCAAUGAUGGAUAAGAAGAUUAUGAAAAAUGGGCCAGGCAAACUGCAAUACAAGAAACAAACCUCUAAAGUUAAGAAGAAUGAUAAUAAACUGUUCAAGGUUACCUCGAAACCAAAAACCAAGAAGCCAAAACGCAACCAUUCUUUGAUACCAAAUAAUUCAAUAAACUUCCCUAUCCAAAUAGUAUCACCUAAUGAUAUUUUAUCUGUUGAAAACAACAGCUUUCUUAACACAGUUAUAUAUCCAAAUAUUGAAAUCAAAAAGUAUUCAACGUCUGCUAUUGAUCCUCAGAGAAAUUAUUUGACGGCAUACGAAUAUCCUUUGAACAAUCAUUGGGUCAUUUGGGAUUACGAGACAGGCUGGGUACAUUUAACAGGUAUUUGGAAAGCAUCAUUGACCAUAGAUGGAUCAAAUGUUAGCCCUUCUCACUUAAAAGCAGAUAUCGUCAAAUUGUUGGAAUCAACACCAAAAGAGUACCAGCAAUACAUUAAGCGGAUAAGGGGUGGAUUCUUAAAAAUUCAAGGAACCUGGUUACCAUACAAGUUGUGUAAGAUUCUUGCUAGACGGUUCUGUUAUUAUUUGAGGUACAGCUUAAUUCCUAUAUUUGGGACUGACUUUCCUGAUUCUUGUUUAAAACCAAAUGAAAAAGGAUAUGGCGAAUUAAAGUUGGACGAUUUGGAUAGUUUUGAAAAAAGAGACUUGCCUGCACCAAUACCACCAGUAUCACCUCCAAUUGAACAAAUGGUGCAACAGCCCCAACAACAACACCACCAAUUCAAACAAAAUGAUAAGGCAGCUGCUAUUUCUUCAUUUCAGCAAAUGGGCUCUUUAUUACCUUUGCCACAGAACUAUGAUAAUUCAGCUGCAGCAAUGAACUCGGAAAACUGUCUUACAUCCAAUACUCCUGAAACACCAAUUGUUCAUCACUUUUCUGAUACAGCCAGUACCAGAAGCACGUCAUCAUCAUCGUCGUCGUCAUCAUUAUCGAUUAUGUCGGGAGGAAGGACAGCUUCAAAUGCGUCUGAAAGAGAGUCAUUGGAAAUUCCGUCAUUCAAUGAAAUGAUUGAUAUUGUGAAUGCUUCAAAAUGCUUGCAAACAUUGAGUCAGAAAGCACAGAGUCCUCGUAGUGUACCCAUGGAUCAACCAAAUAGUGCUCAACAAUUGUCCAAAAAUCAAGAUAUGGGAAUAUCAGCAAUCUUAGUGGCAGCUGGUAUAAACUCUACUCUGAAUCAAAGCAGCAAUGUUUCUGGGCUGUCUCAACCUAUCAAUAAGGGGUCUAUGCCAAUUAGUGAUAUGCUAACAUGA